CACCUGCGACCCCUGAGUGAAAUAAGUCAGUGAAAUUCGUGAUUGUUAAAGUGAUGCUUUUGUUUUUUAAUUCAUCGUUCCAAAGAAACAAGUAGAUAAAUCGGAACACAUCGUAAAUAAAUAAUUAUCUCCUGGUUGAAAAUCCCAUUACAACACUUUUCUUCUUGAACUAUCUAACUGAGUAUAGUAACCAUUAUAAUUAUGACAGUAGAUUGUGCCAAUUUCUUUCAAAAAUGCUUCUGUUACUCUUUUAUAAGUGAAGACAUUUUUUUAUGAAUUUCUGGGGUGUAAAUUGACUUAUGUCUCACUGAAUGAGUCACUUCACUGUGUCUCAAAAAGCCCUGGGAGGAAACCCUGUUCCUGUGUAGUCUAUACUUAAAGGGAAGUGAAGACUUACUAUACAGCAAUUUGUUUUUCUUUUCAUGCAGACACCCCAGUCAGCACAUACCCUUCUAGCAUGAACCGCUCAACUGAGCUCUAUUUUCCAAAGGAAAUGGCCCCUGAGGAGUCUGUUGGUGAGAUAGCAGUGGCUUGUGUGAUCCUGGGCUUGUCCUUCCUGGUUGGCACUCCGGGGAACCUGCUGGUGAUCUGGACUAUCCUGAGACAUGUCAAACAGCGCUCUCACACUGUGGUGCUGAUUCUACACCUGGCUGUUGCAGACCUGCUGGUCCUCAUCACCUUGCCUAUUUGGAUCUACUCUCUUGCGCACUCCUGGGUCUUUGGGGAGGCCUCCUGCAAAGCCAUGGUGUUUGUGAUCUACGCCUGUAUGUACAGCAGCGUUUUCCUCAUCACUGUUAUGAGCGUGGAGCGCUUUGUGGCCGUGCGCUAUCCCUUCGCCUCGGCUAACUGGAAGAGAGAACGAGCUCUGAAUAAAGUACUGCUGGUUCUGUGGACUGCGGCGUUCUUGUUCAGCAUACCCGUGAUCCCAACCCAGGUUGUUCAGGAGGAUGAAGGUGAGGAGCAUUGCCUGUACCGCCUGUAUACUUCUGUCACCCAGGAACUGGUGUGUGUCCUGCUGGAGACGCUCGUAGGCUACAUAAUACCCUUCUCCGUCCUCGUGGUCUGCUAUGGCUGCCUGUGUAGCCGGAUCACUCAGAUGUCCUUCAAGUCCAAACGCAAGUCCACUAUCUUGAUUACCAGCAUAGUGAUUGUGUUUGCCAUUUGUUGGACACCUCACCACGUAGGAAAUAUCCUCUCGCUCAUCAUCCUGGCCAUUCAAGACUCCUCCAGCGAUACAGCGCACACACUGGAGAGUGUCAGGAGCACCAUGACUUUCAUCGCCGGGGCCAUGGUUUUCAUCAGCAGCACGGUUAACCCCAUUCUCUACAUUUUCGCGGCUCGUUCCUUCAGGAACUCCCUGCGUGACACCGGCAUGCAGAAGCUCUUCCGCCACAUCUCCAGCACCUCCCCAGGUGAGGGAAACAGAGAGGUGUCCUUUGUGUCCAAGAGGCAGAGCAAUCAGACCAGCAGCUCUCACUGUGUAUCUGAGUCAAAAGACCAAAUUAAUAUAUUAAUAAACAUGUGUGAGAACAAUCCACUGUGACACUGAAAUUGUUUAGUGUAGUGUUUGUGUAGAUAUACUUGUGUGUACUGUUUUCAUUUUGUAUUCAUCUUAUUUUUCUUGUUUCUCGUGUGUAAUUCUUGUACACCUUUGUAAAUGAUCCAUUUAACAUGUUUUAUUAAAUUGUGAAUAUAUAUUUAUAAGAAUAUUACACUCAUAGCUUUCCCCAUAUUGAUGAAUCUAAGGCUUUUAAUAUAUACCAAUCUCGCUGUGUUUUUCUGUAUUGUGGAACUGUAACAUUUCGGGAACAAAAAUGACUAAAUGAAUAAAACUUAGUUUUCCCUGCGUUGGCAGAUUCAAUAACAAUUGUCCUGGUAACCUAGCACAGAGAGUCAUGUUCUCAACUUCCUCUCACUGAAAAGAUUGCCAAAUAAAAAACUGCAUGUUUCCUUUGCUGAGCAACAAAAAGAGGAAUCAUGUCUUAAACUUUCUCACAGUCUCAUAAACCUCAAAGUCACCAGUGUCCACUUAUUAUCUGAUGUUUUAAAAUGCAUAAAUGUGCUUGACAUACCUGUUUGAUACAUUAAUUUUUUCUGUUACCAUGACUACAAAGAACCUAUUUUCACAACCAACCAGUAGAUGGCAGUGACAGCUGCCUCUGACGUUUGACUCUCUUGCUGCUGAUGGAGCAUUGACCUAAUUUCAGUGUGGUGUCAUAAUAAAGAUCUUUACUUUAA
Messenger RNA from Mugil cephalus (flathead mullet), 2238 nucleotides. RefSeq lists its product as uncharacterized. Bases 458 to 1543 code for a protein of 361 amino acids. Gene Ontology annotation, cellular component: membrane. The record is from RefSeq and is a predicted model, not a curated record. Lineage: Eukaryota; Metazoa; Chordata; Actinopteri; Mugiliformes; Mugilidae. Gene Ontology annotation, molecular function: G protein-coupled receptor activity. The transcript has a single exon. Gene Ontology annotation, biological process: G protein-coupled receptor signaling pathway; immune response.